This is a messenger RNA of Xylaria bambusicola, 609 nucleotides long. Its product is annotated as nuclear cap-binding protein subunit 2. The record is from RefSeq and is a predicted model, not a curated record. Gene Ontology annotation, cellular component: nuclear cap binding complex. The coding region runs from base 1 to 609 and encodes 202 amino acids. Gene Ontology annotation, molecular function: RNA cap binding. The transcript is spliced from 3 exons. Gene Ontology annotation, biological process: mRNA cis splicing, via spliceosome. NCBI's taxonomy places the organism in Eukaryota, Fungi, Ascomycota, Sordariomycetes, Xylariales, Xylariaceae.
AUGCGUUCCGGCCUGCGAUCAACCGUCGACCGGUUGGAUCAACCUAGUGCCUAUUACCACAACCGAAAUAAUAAAAGAAGACGGAAUGAUCAUGGGCGGGAUGGCAAAGACGGCAAUAAAGACGGGGAUACAGACAUGGCCGACGCCAAACCGGAGGAACCGCCCGAGGAUCCUCUCAAGAAUGCCACUACACUCUAUGUUGGUAAUCUGUCUUUCUAUACAACUGAAGAGCAAGUUUAUGAACUCUUCUCAAAAUGCGGCGAGAUCAAACGCUUGGUUAUGGGAUUGGACAAGUUUCAGAAGACGCCGUGUGGCUUCUGUUUCGUAGAGUAUUACACGCACCAAGAUGCCCUCGAUUGUAUGAAGUAUAUCGGUGGGACGAAGCUUGAUGAGCGUGUUAUCCGUACCGAUCUGGAUCCAGGGUUUGAAGAAGGCCGCCAAUACGGUCGUGGCAAAUCGGGUGGGCAGGUGCGCGACGAGUAUCGUGACGACUUCGACGAGGGUAGGGGCGGUCUAGGCAGGGCCCUUCAGGCAGAAAGGCUGCGUGAUUCGGAAAGGAAUCGUGAGAGGGAUGGCCGCCAUGAAGACGACUAUGGUAGACUUCGAUAG